Molecule: messenger RNA, 2908 nt
Organism: Gigantopelta aegis
Lineage: Eukaryota; Metazoa; Mollusca; Gastropoda; Neomphalida; Peltospiridae
Product: mitochondria-eating protein-like
Exons: 10
Coding region: 45-1529 (494 amino acids)
Biological process (GO): mitochondrial protein catabolic process; mitophagy by internal vacuole formation
Cellular component (GO): mitochondrial outer membrane
Source: RefSeq, a predicted model, not a curated record
UGCGCCAAGCAGACGGCUCACUAGUUACUUUCAGAAGCGUCAAAAUGGCCGAGUCGCUGCGAAGAUUGGUGAAUAUUGGAACAUUUACCGUUCUGCAAGACAAAUUAGAAAGAUGGUUGCAAGAUUAUUAUCUGAACACGUGUGACCAGAAUGUGGCUCGGGGCUGUGAGAUUGUUGAACUUAAUGCCAAAGUUCAAGGACAACUCUUCAAGUUGCUCAGUGUCUGUGCUUCAGAAGGAGGUAUGUAUGGCGGUGCCAAUAUUAUCAAGUCCCGCUUGCUGCCAUGGCUGGGUCAGAACUUCUUUACAUCUGGUGGCAGUGUGACCGCCGACACGACACUCAGUGUCCUGGCCGACUCGGCAAGCAAGGACCGCGAGCUCAGUGAACUGCAGGCCUUGUACGAGAAGUCGCUGGACGAUCUCGAGGCAGAGCUCAAUAACACAAAGGCAGAGAACCAGGAUCUGAGGGAUGAACUCACUGAGAAGAAGAUAGAACUGGAUCGAAGCUUACGCAGUUCAACAAGUGAAAAAAUGUUCUCUGAAGUUGAAAUUCGAGAAUUAAGAAAAAAGCUCGCUGAUGCCCAAGACGAGAUAUGCAAACUGCGUGCUAAAGCUGGACUUGUUGAUGAUUAUGAGCGAAAAAUCAGAAACCUUAGAGAUGAGAUGAGUCUCUCUUGUAUUAGUCCUACAGUUGGAAAAUGGGACUAUCUCGAUGGGGAUUUCACAGACACAUUGAAGACCUAUCGGUACACUCCUCGCUUGACCUCUGUCCUGUCGAUCGACGACCCGAUGCAGAGAGUGCGCCAGCAGAAUCUGAUUGCCCGCUUCAAUGACAUGUUUGCUCAAGACCGUCUUGAUGCCCUGGACACCCUUAGACGAUACUCUGACGACCACGAAAAUAACCAAAGAAUUAUUUAUACAGCAAUUUCUGAAGCAUUCAGUGUUGCAAAGCUUGCGUUCCGGCAGUUCAAGCUGAAGGUUCGAGCAAACCUUGCGAAAACUCACUACGGUCCCGACACAUUGGAGGAAGCUGUUCAGGACUACAUCAACCGCAACAACGAUCUGUAUGACUUGCCUGGAAUGGUCUCGGAUGUUAUCCGUGCAAUGAAUCGAAAUCCCAAGAUCUUCCUGCCACCUGAUGCCAGCUUUGCCAUCAUUCAGCCGUUCAUCCGAGAAGCCGUGAAGAUGGCCUGGCAGAUGUCCUCCCUGGCUCAUCCCCUUGACAUUGCUGUUGCAACGGAUGCUGAACUCUUUGACGACAACAAAUAUCGUCGCAGCUACGACUCUGAAUACACUGCCCCCCUCGUGAACCACCACAUCUGGCCGUGUCUGAUGCAGGGAAUCCGAGUGGUUGUCAAGGGAGAGGCAUUGACUCGCCGAGGAGCGUCACUCAACUCGCCAAGAAGAGGUCGCAGCCCAGUCCGCCCCUUGAGCCCGUACCCACGAUCCAGGUCUCGCUCCGUCAGCCCGUUCCGUCGGAGCCGGUCACCGAGUCCGAGGCGAUCCAUGAGUCCAGGUCGGUGGAGUUGAGCGUUUCUGGUGAUGGGGAAAACCGUGUUUCAGCCGGGACACUGCUAGUUUCACAUUGAUUAAUCACAGUUAUUUAUUAGGUGUUGGUGUGUCUAACCAGUAACAGUAGUAGAGACUUAAAGCAGUUGGGUUUCAGCUCAGCGAGAGUUGUGUUUUUGUUCGUACAGUACGACACUUUUUGGGUUUUUUGGCCAGUUCUUAACCUCGGUGUGGUGCAUGGAUAUUUUAUGAUGAACGCACUUCCAUUAAAUAGAUUUUUGAGUGAAAUGAAGACACAAACAGUUCUGAGCUUUAACCUCCUUUUAGAAAUUGUUAAUCGUUUUGUUUUCUUUCCUAUCACGUAACUAUAACAAAGUUUUGGGUGUGUUUUUUAUAAAUGUAUUAUUUAAUGAUUUAUUUUUUAUAUGUACAUUUGUUGCCAUGUAGGCUUGAUGCCACAUACUUUUUAAAUUUGUUUUUGUGAAAUAGCUGCCUUAAGAUCAAUAUGAGAGACUGGUGAAUCUAUUGCACAAGGUGUUUCAUAUUUUUUAAAACACGGAUCAUGAAACAAUUUUAGUUAUAACAAGUCAGUAAGCUAGAAAAUCUGUUGAAUUAAUGGUCUGUAGUUAAUUGUUAAGGACUUGUCUCUGUCUCAGGUUUUCAUCCACUUGAUUGAAUUACAUUUUUAUUAAACAUUUUUAACAAAGAUAACAUCAUUUUCAUCUUGCUAGUAGUGAAAUGUGUGGAUUGAUAUUUCACUGUGGUAAUAUAUAUGAAACAUACAUAUGAAUUGAAGAAAAAUUAGAACAUGUUUCAUCACUUCAUUCACAGGAUUUAGGUUUGUUUUUUAAUGAUCAAAUUAAUAGUUGUUUUUAAGUGUGUACAAGACAGCAACACCAUGAAAAUACCUCAGAUAUGUUGUGGUGCACAAUGUUUACGUGUCCGUGUUAAUAAUGUGCUAACGCAUUGUUGGCAUGAUUGUUAGUAAUUAAUAAACACUUGUUCAGAUCAUUCACUGUUGCACAUCACUAAUAUUGUUUUUGGAAAUACUUGUUCGUUGUGCAUGUCACCGACUGUUUUUUUCAAACACAUUGUUCUUUAUUUCAGAAUACUAAGAUUUAACACCUGUGACUUAGUGGACUCCAUCAUAGUGACAGACUGGUAAUAGAUGAAUCUGUGUACCGAUAACCUGCUUAAUGUGUAUAGCAAAUAAUUGAUAGUAUGACGUUUUGAGGACAGAUAGAUGGAUCUGUGUGGUUCAGUGCUUUAAACGUGCAUUGUCUGGAAUAUUUUUAUUAUUUAAGCAUUUAGAACAGAAAAUCCCAUUACGUUUGGUGCAUAUAAGACGCCACACUCCGAAUUGGUUUCACUACACUGGCUUUUCUAAGUUAAAAAUAAAC